Aegilops tauschii subsp. strangulata is the source of this 1906-nucleotide messenger RNA. Its product is annotated as scopoletin glucosyltransferase-like. Gene Ontology annotation, molecular function: UDP-glucosyltransferase activity. Lineage: Eukaryota; Viridiplantae; Streptophyta; Magnoliopsida; Poales; Poaceae. The record is from RefSeq and is a predicted model, not a curated record.
CUACCUGAGUACAAAUCUAGUAUUUCAUGCAAGGACGAAGCAUGGAUAUUGGGAUGGAUUUCCACUUCGUGAGAGAAAAAGUGGCGCAAGGAGCAUUGGAUGUCUGUUUUGUGUCCUCCGAUGAUUAAGUGGCAGAUGCUUUCACCAAUCCUGCUACUAAGAUCAUGUUGGAGAAAUUAGGACACAAUCUCAACCUUGUGGCUGAUUGAGAUUGAGGGGGAAUGUUACCGAGAAUAUCUCCUAGCAUAUCCGGUAUAUGAUCUGAUGUAAUCAGUAGUUGUCAUGUAUAGGAGAUCCUAAGAUCACUUGUAUCAAUGAGAGAUUCAUCUGAUUAUUGUGUACGUGUUGUACAAGCCUAUGUACGUGAUGUACAAGGCAGCUCCUAUAUAAAUAGACAAGAUGCGGGUUGGUGUCAACCACGGCAAAUCAUCUGUUCAUAUUUCCGACUGUGAUUACCACUCACGAGCUUCUACCUACAGGAACGGAAGAUCUGCGCAACCUUCCCGGGUGGCAGCCAUGGCGCCAACUAAGGACCACGACGAGCCGCCGCUGCACAUCCUCUUCUUCCCUUUCCUCCUUCCUGGCCACCUUAUCCCGAUGGCCGACAUUGCCGCACUCUUCGCCGCUCGCGGCGUCAGGUGCACCGUCCUCACCACGCCCGUCCAAGCCUCCACCAUCCGCUCCGUCGUCGACCGCGCAAACAGCAGCAGCGCCGCCGGCACCCCGAUCUCCAUCUCCGUCGUGCCUUUCCCCGACGUCGGUCUCCCGCUGGCCUCCCAGAGCGGGACGGACCUCGGUACGUCCAGGGACAUCCACGACAGGUUCUUUCAGACGGCGGAGCUGCUGCGGGAGCCGUUCCGCCGGUUCUUGUCCGACCACCACGCCGACAUCGACGCCAUGGUCUCCGACAGCAUCUUCCACUGGUCCGCCAACGCCGCCGCGGAGUACGGCCUCCCGCGCGUCGCGUUCCUCGGCACCAGCAUGUUCGCCCGUGCCUGCACUGAAACCGUGCUCCGGAUUAACCCUUUCGAGUCGUGCUCCGAUGAUCCCGCCGCCGUCGUCUCCCUGCCUGGCCUGCCGCACCGGGUCGAGCAGAAGCGGAGCCAGAUGAUGGACCCCGUGAAGCGGCCGCGUCAGUGGGCGAAGCUCCAGCUCGCCCACGACGCUGACCGGUCGAGCUACGGCGAGAUCUUCAACAGCUUCCGCGAGCUGGAACCGGGCUACGCGGAGCACUACCGUGCCACGCAGCUCCGCCGCCGCGUGUGGCUCGUCGGGCCGGUUGGGUUCGCCAGUGGCAGCCUGGAGGACGUGGGGUCAAGAGGCGCCGUCGCCGGCGCGCUCUCGCCGGAUGCCGCCGGCUGCCUGCGGUGGCUGGACGCGAAACCGGCCAGCUCGGUGGUGUACGUCUCCUUCGGCUCGAUGACCAGCUUCUCGCCGGAGCAGAUGCGGGAGCUCGCCCGCGGCCUCGACCUCUCCGGCAAGAACUUCGUGUGGGUCAUCGCUAAUGACGGCGCCGCCGCAUCCUCGGACCCGUGUAAGCCAGGCGGGUUCCCGACGACCGACCGUGGGUACAUCGUGCGAGGAUGGGCGCCACAGGUGCUCAUCCUGAACCACCCUGCCAUCGGCGUGUUCGUGACGCACUGCGGGUGAAACUGCCGUGAGGGCCGGCGUGCCAAUGGUGACGUGGCCGCGGUACAUCGACCAGUUCUACAACGAGAAGCUGGUCGUGGAGGUGCUCGGGGUGGGCGUGGGCGUCGGCGCGGAGAACUACGCGCCGAGCGUGGAGGCCCACCGGGUGAUCGCCGGCAAGGGAGUUAAUUGCACAGAAGUACCACAAUUCGGGCAUCACAUGCAGAUUGGUACCACGAUUGCUAAUUUUUGCAUGUCAGUACCACGAUUGCUUCAA